AAGAAAAACAGUGAGGUCACCGAGUUUUGUUGAUUUCAAGAGAGUUAUUAAUGAGUUUGGUGGAAGUUUGAUCCUUCCCAAUAAUGGGUUUAAACUAAAACUAAGAAUCAGAGGGGUUUCAAAGCAUCCCAAAUAUAAGUGUGACAGGCAGUGAAGCAGAACUGCUUUGAUCAACCAGUGGGUCCAGGAAUCGGGAAAAAGACGAACUCAUGAUGCCUUUUUGAUCUCCUUUGAUUAUGUGGAGUUAAGAGCAGGGGAUGGCGUCGUAUAUGGAGUUAGAGAGCGAGCAGCUAGUGGCUGAUCCAAUACCAUUUGCUAGAAGUUAUCAGUUGGAAGGAUUGGAAAAAGCACUUAAACAGAACACGAUAGUGUUUUUGGAAACUGGAUCUGGCAAGACUUUGAUAGCCAUCAUGCUUUUGAGAAGCUUUGCUCAUCAGCUGCGCAAACCUUCACCUUUCUUUGCUGUUUUCUUAGUUCCACAAGUUGUUUUGGUCACUCAACAAGCUGAAGCUCUGAAGAUGCAUACCAACUUGAGCGUUGGCUUGUAUUAUGGAGGUAUGGGUGUAGACUUUUGGGAUGGUGAAGUUUGGAAGCAAGAAAUAGAUAAACAUGAGGUGCUUGUGAUGACUCCUGCAAUUUUGCUAAAUUGCUUGAGGCAUAGCUUCAUUCAGCUAAGCAUGAUAAAGGUCUUAAUAAUAGAUGAAUGCCAUCAUGCCAGAGGCAAACACCCUUAUGCUUGUAUUAUGUCGGAGUUCUAUCACCGGCAGCUACCUCUUGAUAAAUCUAAUCUUCCUAGAGUAUUUGGAAUGACUGCUUCUCCAAUAAAGUCAAAGGGUGGCAACUCGGAGUUAAUGUGUUGGCAACAUAUACAAGACCUUGAAUCCUUAUUGAACUCGAAGGUGUAUACUUGUUCCGGUGAAUCCGAGCUGGCCAAGUUUGUACCUAUUUCAACUCCGAAGUUCAAAUUUUAUAUGCACAAGGACAUCCCAUAUGCAUUAUAUGAACAAUUAGCAGAGGGUUUGAAGGUUUUGAAAUUAAAGCAUGAACGCUCUCUGGAGAAUCCAGAUCUCAAUCCUUCCAAGGUAGAACCGACUAGAAAACGGAUAUCAAAAGCUUUCUUGGCUUUGAUGUAUUGCUUAGAUGAACUUGGUCUUUGGUUAGCCUGGAAGGCUGCUGAGUCUUUAUCGUGGAUGGAAGAUGAUUUUUCUCCAUGGGAAACGUUGGAUAUAUUUGGUGAGGCAAUAGUGAAAAGUUUCUUUUCUGAUGCCUUAACGCUACUUGCUAGUCCAUUUAAAUCAGGAUAUUCCUAUCAGCCUAUAGGUGAUAAUGUUGAGGCUGAUAUGGCUGUAGGUCUUAUGACUGCAAAAGUUGUUUGUCUCAUUGAAUCGCUACUUGAAUACAGGUCUGUCGAGGAUAUAAGAUGUCUAGUAUUUGUAGAAAGAAUCGUUACUGCUGUGGCCCUUCAAACACUAUUGAGCGUAUUGCUCCCAAAACACACUUGCUGGAAGGCCAAAUAUAUAGCUGGAAGGAACUCGGGAUUGCAAACCCAGACAAAGCAGAAACAAAAUGAAAUUGUGGAAGAAUUUCGUUGCGGCAAGGUCAACAUCAUUGUUGCAACCUCGAUUCUAGAAGAGGGUUUGGAUGUCCAAAGUUGCAAUUUAGUAAUUAGAUUCGACCCGUCAUCCACAGUAUGUAGCUUCAUACAAUCUAGAGGACGUGCUAGGAUGCAAAACUCAGAUUACAUCUUGAUGGUAAAGAGUGGGGAUUCUGCCACUCUCUCUCGACUUCAAAGAUAUCUUGAUAGUGGUGAAACUAUGCGAAACGAAUCUCUACGCCAUGCCUCUCUUCCGUGCUUACCUUUUAGAAGUGAUUACAAUGAGGAAUCCUAUCGUGUUGAAAGCACUGGUGCGGUUGUGACUCUAAGUUCCAGUGUUGGUUUGAUAUACUUCUAUUGCUCUCGCCUUCCUUCUGAUUGUUAUUUUAAGCCAACACCACGAUGGAAUUCAGAAACUCGCACCUUGCAACUUCCUAAGAGCUCUCCUUGUCAGACCUUUUCCAGUAAAGAUGACGCUAAAUAUCCCAAGCAAAGUGCCUGUUUAGAAGCAUGCAAACAACUUCAUAAGUAUGGUGCUUUGACAGAUAACCUUGUCCCUGAUAUGGUUGCUGAAGAAGCUGUGGCCCAAGGAGUUGGGAAUAAACCACUUGAUGAAGAACAACCAAUUUAUGUUCCACCAGAAUUUGUGCAUUGUUGUCCCAAUAAUUCUAGUGGAGUGUAUCAUUGCUACCUGAUUGAAUUAAAGCAGAACUUCAAUUAUGAUAUAUCAGUUCAUAACAUCGUGCUAGCCAUGAGAACCGAGCUUGAGUUCGAAGUGCAAAGCAUGUGUCAUGACAUGGACGUUGACAGAGGAAGCUUGGAUGUUAAUUUUAAAUAUAUAGGCAUUAUUAAGCUUAGCCCAGAGCAGGUUCUUUUAUGCAGAAGGUUCCAAGCUACAAUUUUCAGAGUCUUGUUGAAGCAUAAAUGGGAUAUCGAGUUGAGUAAAAAUGACGAGAUUUGCUUGGGAGAUAGUCCUACGGUCGAUUAUCUUCUGCUCCCUUCAACUGGUGUAGGACUGAUUAGCUGGGAGACCGUUCUGUCUGUAUUAGAUUCAUCCAUAAAAUAUUGUGUACAUCGUGGUAUUUCCUCAUUCAAGGGCUUUGCUUACGACGUUCAAACCCAAAACGGACUUGAUUGCAUUUGCAGACUCGAGAAUUCUAUCGUGUAUACUCCUCAUAACGGUUAUGUAUAUUGCAUAAUGGGUGCUUUGAGUGCACUCGAUGGAAACUCAUUACUCAAGCUCCGAAAAAACGAAACGAUGCUGUCUUACAAGGAGUAUUAUAAAAUGAAUCACGGCAUUGACUUACAGUAUGAGAAACAACCAUUACUUCGUGGGAAAAAAAUAUUUACAGUGCAUAAUCACCUUAAGAAAUGUAGAAAACGCGAGGAGGGAGUAUCAAGUAAUUCGCUAGUUGAGCUACCUCCUGAACUUUGUUCUAUAAUAAUGUCUCCCAUAUCCAUCAACACCAUAUAUUCGUAUUCAUUUCUUCCUUCUAUUAUGCAUCGACUCGAAUCGAUGCUCAUUGCCAGCAACUUGAAAAAGUUGAAUUCGGAUCAUUGCAUGCAAAAUGACAUUCCAACCGUGAAGGUCUUGGAAGCAAUAACAACAAAAAGCUGCCAAGAGAAAUUUCAUCUAGAAUCCCUCGAGACUCUUGGCGAUUCGUUUCUUAAAUACGCGACUGGUCAACAUCUUUUUAAAGCUUUUCAGAAAGAUCAUGAGGGCCUUCUUAGUCUAAAGAAAGAUAGAAUAGUUUGUAAUGCUGCUCUCUGUAAGCUUGGAUGUGAACACAAAAUUUCGGGCUUUAUUCGAGACGAGGCUUUCGAUCCUCAAAAGUGGGCGAUUCCUGGUGAUACACUUGAGGUUCACCAAUUAACAGAGGAAGUGCUUUCUAAUGGAAGAAAAGUUUAUGUUCGAAGAAAAAGAAAGGUAAAAGGUAAGAGGAUAGCUGACGUUGUUGAGGCGCUAAUCGGUGCAUAUCUUAGCACUGGUGGGGAAAGGGCAGCGAUUCAGUUUCUAAAUCGGAUCGGUAUAGAAGUGUAUUUUGAUAUUGUACCUUACGAGAGACCUUUUAGCGUCGAUGCUCACAAGCUCAUUAAUGUUAGACAUUUAGAGUCCCUGCUGAAUUACACAUUCAAUGAUCCCUCAUUGUUGUUAGAAGCAAUGACUCAUGGUUCAUAUAUGCUUCCAGAAAUUCCAAGAUGUUAUCAGCGACUGGAAUUUCUUGGAGACUCGGUAUUAGAUUACGUCGUUACCGUGCAUUUGUACAACAAAUAUCCCGGAAUGUCACCGGGAUUGUUGACUGACAUGAGGUCGGCGUCCGUGAGCAACGAUUGUUAUGCACGAACUGCAGUAAAGGCUCAGCUGUACAAAAGUAUACUACAUUUGUCUCAUGACCUCCACAGGCAUAUUAGUUCGACUCUUAGAAACUUCGAGAUGUCGUCUUCUGAAGCAACGUACGGAUGGGAAUCUGAGACUUCUUUACCCAAGGUUUUUGGAGAUGUGAUCGAGUCUUUAGCUGGAGCAAUAUACGUAGACUCGGGAUACAAUAAAGAUAAGGUGUUCGAGAGUAUACGUCCACUUUUAGAACCGUUAAUAUCGCCCGAAACGGUGAAGAUGCAUCCAAGAAGAGAGUUAAAUGAGGUAUGCCAAAAGAUGAACUACAACUUAAAAAAAACUGUUACUUCUCGUGUGAAUGGAAAAACACACGUUACAGUUGAGGUUGAAGCCAAUGGGAGGAUAUUCAAACAUACAGCAAUCUCUUUGGAUAAGGAGACUGGAAAGAAGGUUGCUUCCAAAGAAGUUCUCAAAUCUCUAAAGGACUCCUAUGGUCCUUUCCUAUAGUGCUCUUACAGGUGCUGUUUUUCCUUGUUCAUUAUUGUAUUAAAUAUAUCGAUAUUCAUAUCAGGUGUAUUAUCGAUCAUAUUAGGUGUGUUGUCGAUAAAUUAUGUAUUGUCUUGCUCUAUGUUUGUUAAGGCAAUAUUGGACUUUUGUUUUAGGUGAUUCU
Cucurbita moschata (crookneck pumpkin) is the source of this 4599-nucleotide messenger RNA. RefSeq names its product endoribonuclease Dicer homolog 2. Bases 258 to 4436 code for a protein of 1392 amino acids. The record is from RefSeq and is a predicted model, not a curated record. The transcript is spliced from 22 exons. Gene Ontology annotation, cellular component: nucleus; cytoplasm. Gene Ontology annotation, biological process: siRNA processing. Gene Ontology annotation, molecular function: RNA binding; ribonuclease III activity; protein binding. Lineage: Eukaryota; Viridiplantae; Streptophyta; Magnoliopsida; Cucurbitales; Cucurbitaceae.